This is a messenger RNA of Phodopus roborovskii (desert hamster), 2740 nucleotides long. RefSeq names its product G protein subunit alpha z (gene Gnaz). Gene Ontology annotation, molecular function: G protein-coupled receptor binding; G-protein beta/gamma-subunit complex binding; GTP binding. The transcript has 2 exons. NCBI's taxonomy places the organism in Eukaryota, Metazoa, Chordata, Mammalia, Rodentia, Cricetidae. The record is from RefSeq and is a predicted model, not a curated record. Gene Ontology annotation, cellular component: heterotrimeric G-protein complex. Bases 43 to 1110 code for a protein of 355 amino acids. Gene Ontology annotation, biological process: adenylate cyclase-modulating G protein-coupled receptor signaling pathway.
ACCCAUCCUGUGCUGUAUCGGGGGGCCUCCUGCUGCCGGACCAUGGGAUGUCGGCAAAGCUCAGAGGAGAAAGAGGCAGCUCGGCGGUCCCGGAGAAUUGACCGCCACCUGCGCUCAGAAAGCCAGCGGCAGCGCCGUGAGAUCAAACUUCUCCUGCUGGGCACCAGCAACUCAGGCAAAAGCACCAUCGUCAAGCAGAUGAAGAUUAUCCAUAGCGGUGGUUUCAACCUGGAGGCCUGCAAGGAGUACAAGCCCCUCAUCAUCUACAACGCCAUCGACUCGCUGACCCGUAUCAUUCGGGCCCUCGCGGCCCUUAAAAUCGACUUCCACAACCCGGACCGUGCCUAUGACGCCGUGCAGCUCUUUGCACUGACGGGUCCAGCAGAGAGCAAGGGCGAGAUUACACCAGAGCUGCUGGGCGUCAUGCGACGGCUUUGGGCUGACCCUGGGGCUCAGGCCUGCUUUGGCCGCUCCAGUGAGUACCACCUGGAGGACAAUGCAGCCUACUACCUGAAUGACCUGGAGCGCAUCGCCGCGCCUGACUAUAUCCCCACGGUGGAGGACAUCCUACGCUCCCGGGACAUGACCACGGGCAUCGUGGAAAACAAGUUCACCUUCAAGGAGCUUACCUUCAAGAUGGUGGACGUGGGCGGGCAGAGGUCAGAGCGCAAAAAAUGGAUCCACUGCUUUGAAGGCGUCACAGCCAUCAUCUUCUGUGUGGAGCUCAGUGGCUAUGACCUGAAGCUCUAUGAGGAUAACCAGACGAGCCGAAUGGCCGAAAGCCUACGCCUGUUUGACUCCAUCUGCAACAACAACUGGUUUAUCAACACCUCGCUCAUCCUCUUCCUGAACAAGAAAGACCUCCUGGCAGAGAAGAUCCGGCGAAUCCCUCUCAGUGUCUGCUUCCCAGAGUACAAGGGUCAGAACACGUAUGAGGAGGCCGCCGUCUACAUCCAGCGUCAGUUUGAGGACCUAAACCGCAACAAGGAAACCAAGGAGAUCUAUUCCCACUUCACCUGUGCCACCGACACCAGUAACAUCCAGUUUGUUUUUGAUGCGGUGACAGAUGUCAUUAUUCAAAACAAUCUCAAGUACAUUGGCCUUUGCUGAGGAGCCAGGCAUGGCCUGCUUGCCUGUGGUGAAACCCACGGGGUGUCACACACACCCCCAGCUCAUGCUAGAGAGGCCCAACCCCAGGGGCAGAAAACAGGGGGCUUGAAGGAUGUGUCCCACUCCCCCCACCCACCCAGCCUCUGCCUUCAUGGCCCUACGUUUCUGCAAACAUAACUAUAUUUGGAUAGAUUGCUAGGUAGGUAGACACAGACACACAUGCACACAUUCACACCUGAAGAUGGCAGAGUCAAUGUUUCCUGAAGUCUUAAAGAGCUGCUGUCAUGAGUUCAUCCAGGACCCAUUCGCCCCCUUCACUCUGCCUUCCUGAGUUGGCCCCACUCUGCAUGGGGGUUCACAUUGGACUGCUGGGGGGGGGGGAGGCUGCAGGACUGGGACCAGGUCCGGCCAGUUGUGCACAUUGCCUGGAAGAAGGCCAGCUCACCAACUGAGCUCUGGACUGGGGACUACCACUGACCAGGAGAGAGGCCCGGAGCAGGGACUGUGUGAACCUUCCCUGCUAGUUACACCCAACUCAGCCACUCUGCACCACAUGUGUCCUAUACCUAGGACCUGAGGAAACAAGUGACUGAUUGAAUCGGACCUCUAACCACUGGUGGCUCUUUUUAAACAGCUAAAACAUAUGCAGCAAAAAUUAACCCAGGAAAAUGAGUGGUAUCAUUUAUUUCAAACUAGGCCAGCUGGGUUUCCAGCUUCCCUUCUGCUGGUCUGAUGUUUUUAUAAAUGGAAACCUGGUUUUUCUUCUCUAGCAUCUUUUUUUUUUUUUAAUUUUUAUUUUUGGCCAAAUUUUAUGUUUCGCAGAAAAACAAAACAAAACAAAAACUACAGUUUCUGAUGUGAUUAAAUAUUCUUUUUUAAAAUGCAGAUUUUCAAAAUACGUUUCAUUUCAGGUGUCCCUUUUUGUGUCUGGCUUGCUGAGUAUAGAAGUUGUCAUCUGGACGAUUCUGCUCCUCAGCUCCAAAGAAUUCUGGGGCAAAUGGCUCCCCGACGCCAGCCUCAUGGGACAUAAUGUACAUAAGCCUCUGCAACGUCCUCUUGUCAUUGGUGCCGUUUUCUGCUUUGUUUUUAUUUAAGAAAAAUAAAUGUGAUGUAUUUACAGAAGGUUCUUUACCUAGGAGCGAAUGAACAAUAGCUAAAUGUCUUGGUAUUUAAAGUGUAAAUUAUCUAUGGCUUUGCCAAAUGAAGGAAGGGGAGGCAAAAGAUGGUACACUCCCGGGUCCCCAAAUACUCCAAGCCUGAGGUGUGCUGGGAGCUGCUCAGACUCCUGUGAAGGCACAGCCAGAGUUGUGGCCUGAAGGAAGCCUUGCUGGGACCCUGCAUUCCAGGUCUUCUAACCCCGGGUGGUGGUGGGGGAUCCACAGGCACUGGUCUUGAAAGAGCCCUGGAAGUGUAUAAAUACAGAACCCCUGUCGCCAAAGGGAUGGAUGGCACCACUAAAGCCCUUGCCAAAUCCCUUUCAACCCUUUGUUUGGUACCCAUGAGUCUAACGUCAAUGUACAGAAUCGCAGCCAUGGAGUUGGGAUGUACAGAGGGAGAGAAGAGCUGAUGAGCAUAUAAAAGUCAAAGAGUGUCUACUUUAAGAAAAUAAAAUACCCUGAAUGGAGCCAAA